ACGGCCGGCGCUGCCGCACCGCCCAGAGGCGUCCAGGACCCUCCUCGCUCCGGCGUCAAAUCGCAGGACGCGGGGCGCUCGGCAGCCGCGCAGGCAAAACUACACUUCCCAGGAUGCCUUGAGGGGGAAAAAAGCCCAGGUGGUCCAGACCCCCAGGGGGGGUCUGUGUUCAACAGGCUUCUCCAACCUGGAGCCCUCGGAGCCAAUGGUCAUCCACCAUAAAUUGCCCACCUUGGGCAGGGAUCUCCAAGGGAUGUCCCACACAUCCGGAGGGCGCCAGCUUGAGGAAGGGAAGGCGAAGAUCUACCAAGGUGUCCGAGUCAAGAUGACAGUGAAGGAGCUUCUACAGCAGAGGAGAGCCAAACAGGCUGCCGUGGCUGAGGCUGUUUUCGGAGAAUGCAGUGGAAACGUCCAGGGCAGUGAGUCUCUUUCCCCUCCCUGUGCAGUUCCUUACGUAGAUGCAGAAUCUUCCUUGUCCAGCUGUUUACAACCUUGGCAGUUCCAGAACGGUGCUUCCUGUGAGGAAAUUCCCAAUUAUCUGGAUCAGCUGGUGGAUUCUUGUCUUCAGGCUGAGCCACCUCUGGAGGUCCCCUUGGCCCUGGUACAGGACCACCUGCCUUGCUCGCCUGAGAGCUUCCAGCCAUCCCUCACCUGCCUGGGUUCUGGAUCCCCGGAAGCUCCUGAUCCCACCAGCUCCUUCGAUUACAGUUACUCCCUGUCCCAGAUGCUUCCUUCUGCCCCGCUCGGCUACGGCUCCCCACCUCUGGAUGGCAAGAGCUGCCUGUAUCCGUCCCCAGAGGAACGCUCCUGCCAGCAGCACACCCACGUCCAACACACCUCCGGCCUAUCGACGUGCUACUGCACCCCUUGUGGCUCCCAGCACUUGGACACUUGCAGAGCCCCAGAAUAUUUCCCCUACGCGACCGUGGAUUGCAAAGACUAUGCGCCUUCGGUCUCUGUGGCAGAUGACUUCUGGAAGGAUAGGAGUUGGGACGUGUGCUACAGUUAGCCAAGGAAUGACUGUCUGCUGUUGUGAGUGCAGGAGAACUGUCGACUCAGGUUGCCAUUUUGGUUGCCCGGCGCUCCAGAUGAUACCUUCCUCAGGUCAACCGAUAUGGAAAGUGCAGGAUGCAAGCUUUAGAGAUCCACAGAAUUCAUCAUUGGGUUGAGUAGAAGAGAGGAAAUCCUUUUAAACCAUUGUUUGGGCUAAAACAACCCAUCUACCCCUCCCCCACUGACGUCUGUCAUGAAAGAAUUCAAAUUCUGUCGCAAGACAAGCUGAGUUCUGCAACCUCUUCAGUAUAUUUGCAAACUGCCUCUUGUGUCCUGUAAUUUGCUGGGCUGCGGCACUCCAACCCCCCCCCCUUCCAAUAUCUCAUCCAACUGUUUUCUCCAUUCCAGUUUUUGCCAUGCCGUCAAUGAACAUAAGUUCCGCACUUCUAAGGGCUAAGAAUGCACUUUAAGAAACAAUCAAGCAAUAAAUAAAUAAAGGUGAUUUUUUUUUUUUUGGCUCUACAAAGUUAAGCCUCCAGAAGUAACUGCUGCAAGUUUUCAGAGCGUGAAGGCAACAAUGGCAUAAUUAUUACCUGUAGAGAGACCUGUGGACUAUUUGUAUGCUUAAAAUUCACCAGCCCUGAAAACUGCAUACCCUCCAUACUGAAGAAUUCUGUGAGACCUGGAAGCUUGCAUACCCCUACCAAUGAAAUGCUUGACUGACUUCAUAACUCUCAUAAAUGCAACAUGUAUAUCCUUGCGCUCAGAUCAAAUGAGUAUGUAUAUUUUUCCCGCGAACGGAUGAUAAUCUAUGCUGAAUUCACCUUUUGGUAGCUUUUUCUGUCGGGUUUCCUUAACAAUGCACACAAUAUUUGAAACCACAUCACAACAUUUUUUUCUCCCAACCAAUCAAUGUGUAUGUUUUAAGAUUCCAUUAAAUGAAU
Messenger RNA from Python bivittatus (Burmese python), 1937 nucleotides. RefSeq names its product POU class 2 homeobox associating factor 3 (gene POU2AF3). Lineage: Eukaryota; Metazoa; Chordata; Lepidosauria; Squamata; Pythonidae. The record is from RefSeq and is a predicted model, not a curated record.